AUGGGCUGGGGGCCAGGGGUGGUCAGGACCCAGGUUACAGUAUUCCCACCUUGGGGCCAGAGAUCAGGGUGUGAGGGACAGAGGAGGAAAUGGGCUGGGCUCUCAUUUGCCUUUCCUCUGGAAGGGCCCGGAGAAGAGGAUGACGAUGAUGAUUAUGAGAACACAGCACCACUGUACAAGGACCUUCCUCCCAAGCCAGGCUGGAUGGCUCCACCAAGGCCUCCAAGGGCAGGAAAGAAAACAGAGAGCCCCCCACUUCCCUGCAAGCUCCCGAAGAACACAGGCCUGAACCUCACCCCUGUCACCUGCACAACUCCUCAACUGGGCACUGAUCUUGUACCUCCUCCAUCCCAGCUGCCUAUAGCCACAACUCCAGUGCCCUGGAUCAGUCAGAAGUCCGGAGGUCCUAGGUGUUACCAGGAGGAGAGACUGAUGGUGUACGUGUGUCUGCUGGUGGUGGUGUCACUGCUCAUGGGCUGCACUUGUCUGGCUGUUACCCUGAUUAAAUACCAGGAGGUGGUGGAAGAGCUGCGGAUGUUAACCUUUCAGCAGAUGGCAUGGCGAGCGAAUGUGACUGGCAUGGCGGGGCUAGCCGGCCUGAAGAAGGACAUUGACCGAGUAAGAGCUGACACCAACCAGUCCCUACUGGAACUUCGGGGCUUAUUAGACUGUACCAGGGUCACCUGCCCUGAGGGCUGGCUCCCUUUUCAGGGUAAGUGUUACUACUUCUCUCCAAGCACCAAGUCAUGGGAUGAAGCCCGGAAGUUCUGCCAGGAGAAUUACUCUCACUUGGUCAUCAUCAGUAACUUUGCUGAGCAGAACUUUGUGGCCAAGGCUCAUGGCUCUCCUCGGGUAUACUGGUUGGGGCUGAAUGACAGAAACCGUGAAGGGGACUGGAGGUGGCUGGAUGGGUCACCCAUCACUUUGAGCUUUUGGGACCCACAGGAACCCAACAACCUCCAUAAUGAGGACUGUGCCAGCAUGAACAAAGGUGGCACCUGGAAUGACCUCUCUUGCGACAAAACUACGUAUUGGAUUUGUGAGCGGAAAUGUUCCUGUUGA
Balaenoptera ricei (Rice's whale) is the source of this 1062-nucleotide messenger RNA. RefSeq names its product C-type lectin domain containing 17A (gene CLEC17A). The record is from RefSeq and is a predicted model, not a curated record. Bases 1 to 1062 code for a protein of 353 amino acids. Gene Ontology annotation, molecular function: signaling receptor activity. NCBI's taxonomy places the organism in Eukaryota, Metazoa, Chordata, Mammalia, Artiodactyla, Balaenopteridae. The transcript is spliced from 11 exons.